GUCGCAUGAAAUGAUAAGGCAUGUAUCUUUGUUGGUGGGACUGUUCACACAUUUGCCCUCAGGCCUGAGCUCCACUCGGAUGCACUGAUGGAGACCAAUCGCCAAAAAAAGAGGGCCCGCCACUGUCGUUGAGACGAAGCAAAGAAUCCUUUCUUCCCUCGAUUCCCAAACGAAGUUGCUCUAAUCCGAGAAGUUCAGAUGACUCUUCGAAUCAGCGAAUGAAAACUGAAAAAGACACUGGAUUUAGUGUUCGAGGGAGGAGGCAGAAAUCAUGGCACCAGGAGCGAAAAUCGAGGGCAUUAGUGAAGAAUUGCAAAGAGUUGUCGACUCAAACAUGGACGACGUGCUCGCCAGGAGGCGUGCUCGCGAGGCCUUCAAGGAGAUUCAACUCGGGAUUGAUCAUUGCUUGUUUAAGUUACCUACUGAUGGGCUGGAGAUGAAAGAGUUGUAUAGGGUGAAUUCCCGAGGAUUGGAAAUUUUCUCUAAAAGUUGGCUCCCAAAGAUACAUCCUUUAAAAGCACUGGUUUGUUUUUGCCACGGCUAUGGAGAUACUUGCACCUUUUUCUUUGAAGGAAUUGCCCGAAAGUUAGCAUCAUCAGGAUUUGGGGUUUUUGCAAUGGAUUAUCCUGGAUUUGGUCUUUCUGAAGGUCUUUUUGGCUAUAUUCCCAGCUUUGAGAGACUUGUUGAUGAUGUCAUUGAGCAUUUUUCCCAAGUUAAAGAAAACAUGGAGUAUCAAAAUCUUCCAAGCUUCUUGUUUGGACAGUCAAUGGGGGGUGCAGUUGCUCUAAAGGUGCACCUGAGACAACCAACUGCGUGGAAUGGUGCCAUUCUUAUUGCACCUAUGUGCAAAAUUGCAGAGGAUAUGGUACCGCCCUGGUUGGUGAAGCAGAUGCUGAUUGGCAUUGCUAAGUUUUUUCCCAAAGCGAAGUUAGUUCCACAUAAGGAUAUAGCAGAGAUGGGAUUCAAAGAUUUGAAGAAAAGGAUUUUGACGCCGUAUAAUGUCAUUUCAUACAAAGAUAAACCACGUUUGGGAACUGCAGUGGAGUUGCUAAAAACCACCCAAGAGAUAGAGCAUCAACUAGAAGAUGUUUCCCUCCCAUUGUUGAUCAUGCAUGGAGAGGCUGAUAUUGUAACUGACCCAUCAGUGAGUCAGGCCUUGUACCAAAAAGCUAAAAGCUCAGACAAGAAACUCCUCCUUUAUGCAAAUUCUUAUCACUGUCUUCUUGAAGGUGAACCAGAUGAUAGAAUUUUUGAAGUGCUCGAUGAUAUGAUAUCUUGGCUUAAUAUGCGUAGUAGAAAAACACCAUGAUUAUGUUUGAGAAUGCAAAUUUGUAUUUGAAGUGCAUGUCUAUAAAAACUCAUCAUCUGGAUACCUUAAAACUUAUGUAUUUAAAUUUGAAUUUGAAUCUGGCAUCAUGAAAUAUAGUUGUAAUGAUAAGGUUUUAAUUAUAAAGUUGUUAAUAAGUAA
Messenger RNA from Malania oleifera, 1468 nucleotides. RefSeq names its product caffeoylshikimate esterase-like. Lineage: Eukaryota; Viridiplantae; Streptophyta; Magnoliopsida; Santalales; Ximeniaceae. Gene Ontology annotation, cellular component: membrane. Bases 272 to 1309 code for a protein of 345 amino acids. Gene Ontology annotation, molecular function: lipase activity. The record is from RefSeq and is a predicted model, not a curated record. The transcript is spliced from 8 exons.